Molecule: messenger RNA, 2310 nt
Organism: Rhododendron vialii
Lineage: Eukaryota; Viridiplantae; Streptophyta; Magnoliopsida; Ericales; Ericaceae
Product: protein FAR1-RELATED SEQUENCE 5-like
Exons: 1
Coding region: 1-2310 (769 amino acids)
Molecular function (GO): zinc ion binding
Source: RefSeq, a predicted model, not a curated record
AUGGAAACUCCCAUUAGUAGUACCAACAGCAAGGGUGUGAAGGUAGAUUCAUACGAUUGGGAAUCCAAUUCUGACUCUUGUUCUAGUUCGGAAGAUUCGCAGAGUAAUACAUUUGUUUCUGAAGAUGAAAAUAAUGAUGUGGAUGGGGAAAAGGAAGGGGAUGGGUUAGUUUCCAGUGUAGAUGAUAGUUUUCGCUUGCUCACUGAUAUGGAGAUUAUGGAAAUGAAAUUUGUUUCUGAAGAUGAAGCUGGUCAAUUCUACAAUGCAUAUGCCAAGGCAAUUGGUUUUAGCGUACGCAAAUAUAAAAGUAGACCACAAAAAGGCAAUGAAAUGUACGUAAGGUGGAGGACUUGGGUUUGUUCUGGGGAAGGUAAAAGAAAUAAGAAGCAUUUAGAACGCACUGAUCGAAAACGACGUCAUAAAGCUGAAACAAGAACUGGUUGUGGUGCUAAAUUCCGGGUUUGUCGUAUGAGCAAAACCAUGAAAAAUUACGUUGUCACAGAGUUUGUGAGUACCCACAAUCAUCCCUUAGCAGCACCACAUUGUGUUCCCUUUCUGCGAUCGCAUAGACGUGUGGAUGAUGCAGACAUAGCUCAGGUAAUGGCCAUGCGGAAUGUAGGCAUGAAGCCAGCGCAAAUUAUGGACUAUAUGACAUGUCAGUCUGGGGGUUUCCAUAAUGUGGGGUUCACUGUAAAAGAUUUGCGUAACAAAUUGCAUAGCAUUCGUAAAGAAGAAAUAAGAAAUGGGGAUGCUGAGGGUGCAUUGGGAUACUUGUCUGCUCAAGUAAGUAAUGAUCCGUUAUUUUUCUUCAAGUACACUGUUGACGAGGAUGACCGGUUGGAGACACUUUUCUGGACAGAUGGGAGGUCUAAGAUGGAUUAUGCUGCAUUCGGAGAUGUGUUAGUUUUCGACACGACCUAUCGAACCAAUGCGUACAAGAAGCCAUUUGUCAUACUGGCAGGUGUGAGUAAUAACUUUACAACGACCAUAUUUGGUUGUGCAUUGUUGUCAAAAGAGACGGAGGAUACGUACAAUUGGGUUCUUUCAACGUUUUUAGAGGCUAUGGAUGGUAAACGGCCCAUCUCGGUGGUCACAGAUGGUGAUUUGGCGAUGCGCAAUGCAAUUAGAAACAUUUUUCCUGAUGUAAGGCAUCGCCUAUGUUCGUGGCAUCUGGAGCGAAAUGCCGCUAAAAAUGUUCAUAUACCGGAAUUCGUAUCUGACUUUACCAUUUUGAUGCAAAUGGAAUGUGAUGUUGAAGAAUUUGAAACUCUUUGGGCUGAUAUGGUAUCACACUACGGCCUAGAGACAAACACUUGGGUGGUAGAGAUGUAUAGCGACCGCGAAAGAUGGGCCGAGGCAUAUCUUCUCGGCCAUUUCUUUGCAGGGAUGAGGAGUACUCAGCGCUGUGAAGGUAUGAACCGUUAUUUAAAUCGGUUCUUAACAGUAAGGCUACGGCUUUUUGAAUUUGUCCAACAGUACCACCGUGGUCUAGCUAGGAUGCGAGUUGCCGAUGCAAAGGCUGAGACGGCAACGGAGCAUAGUACCCCUGUCUUGAUCACGCAAUUGAAAAGCUUGGAGAAGAAUGGAACCGAGGUGUACACACAAUACAUAUUCAGAUUCUUUCAGGAUGAAAUACAGCGUGCAUCUGCAUUGAUUGUGGCGCGUCGUGUUGAUGAGAUGGAGCGUCGGUUGUACUUCAUUGAGAUGUACUCGCAUCCAGAAUCCAAUUGGACGGUCGAGUAUUAUCCAAUUGAUAGCAGAAUCAAUUGUAGUUGUUUGAUGUUUGAGUCUUUUGGUCUACCUUGUUGCCAUAUGAUUGUGGUCAUGAAAUAUGAACACCUACCGACCAUUCCCCCUAGUUUAGUCAUGCAAAGAUGGACAAGGCGUGGUCGACCUCUGACCCAACAACCAAAUGUAUGCCAAAUUUCUCGCAGUAUAUCCCACAUGGCUAGGUAUGGGAUAUUGAGUUCGGGUUACAAAUUGAUGUCAUUCUAUGCGUCACAUGCACAGGACUCAUUUGAAGAUGCUAGGCAAAUGGAACACGAAAUGACAUCCUGGAUGAGGAAGCGUUGGGAGAUGGGAAAGAAUAAGGAGUGCAACACAGAGAUUGGCAAAUCAAGUGAUGGCCAAAUUUUGUUUGGUGUGGGCGAUCCACCUGUGGUCAAGACCAAAGGCAACCCUGGGAAGAAGUCCAGUGCCCAACAUUCUCGGAAUCCCAGGAAAUGUAGCCACUGCAAGUGCCGAGGUCACGAUAAGCGAACAUGUCCAAAGUUGUCAUCAAAGCAUCCAAUUGACGACCUUCCUAUUUAG